Molecule: messenger RNA, 780 nt
Organism: Fusarium falciforme
Lineage: Eukaryota; Fungi; Ascomycota; Sordariomycetes; Hypocreales; Nectriaceae
Exons: 2
Coding region: 1-780 (259 amino acids)
Source: RefSeq, a predicted model, not a curated record
AUGCACAUUUUAAGCCUGGGCUGUUCCCUCCUAGCUGUUGCUGAAACCGUUUCGGCCCACCCGACCCCAAUCUUGGGGGAGAACGAAAUCUUCAAGCGCAAUCUCCUGACGAAGCUUCCUCGAAACGCCGAUGCGAAUAGUCUCAGAUUCCAGCCGGCUGUCGAUUUCGAUAAGGAUAGCUGCUAUAAUACUGCCGCUGUUGACCCGUGGGGAAAUCUGAACCCAGGUCUUCCAAACAAAGGCAAACCUGCCGAUGGCUGUCGUGAUCUUCCACGACUUGAUAAUGCCAAUGUCUAUUCCAGAUAUCGCUGCAAUAAUGGCUGGUGUGCUUAUAUGUACGAAUACUACUUUGAGGUAGAUAGAACAGGCGCAGGCUCAGGUGGUCAUGUUCAUGAUUGGGAAAACGUGGUUGUUUUUGUGCAAAACGGCAACAGAAUUGCCCGUGUUGCACCAUCAGCACAUGGGAACUACGAUGGGGCUACUAACAACCCUGUGCUUGACGGUGACCACCCACUUGUUGUUUACCAUAAGGAUGGUGGCAGCACGCAUUCCUUUCGCAUAGCUAAAGAGUCAGAGCGACAUGCGGUUGAGAAUGGUUACGGAUGGUGGCAAAUUGCUGAUCAGGUUGCUUGGAAUGGUUAUCCCAGUAAUUGGAUUCAGGACCGACUGACAAAUGCCGACUUUGGAAAGGCAACGCUUAAGCUGAUCGACAGCCGGUUUGGUGAUGCUCUUAAAAAAGCUGCGGGCAACUCUGUUCCUGGAUUCAAUCCCUACGGCUAA